Molecule: messenger RNA, 2085 nt
Organism: Anguilla anguilla (European eel)
Lineage: Eukaryota; Metazoa; Chordata; Actinopteri; Anguilliformes; Anguillidae
Gene: eif2d
Product: eukaryotic translation initiation factor 2D
Exons: 15
Coding region: 178-1980 (600 amino acids)
Biological process (GO): translational initiation; formation of translation preinitiation complex
Molecular function (GO): translation initiation factor activity; RNA binding
Source: RefSeq, a predicted model, not a curated record
GGGAUAUUCUCACUGAUACUUGCAAAGAUGGCUGCUGCCUGGACUUCAUGAAAUAGAAAAGCAUUGUGAUGACUUUUCAUCAUCUCUACGAAGAGGUGUGGAAAACAAAUUCUGCAGCUGUAAUAUUGCAGAUAACCAUUCAGAAUAGUCCAUCGGAUUGCACUGUUUCGUUCCAGGAUGUUUGCGAAACCGUUCCGUGUCAAAUCCAACACGGUGAUCAAGGGAUCUGACAGGAGGAAGCUCAAAACAGAUGUCUCAAAUGCCUUCCCCGCGCUUUCGGCAGAAGACAUUAAUGAACUUGUCCCGAGCAAGGAAGAGCUGAAUGUGGUCAAGAUAUACGCACACAAAGGAGAUGCUGUCACUUUGUACGUCCUUCACAAAAACCCAAUGUUUUUCGAAGUGGAAAAGCAGCUUUACCCCACAGUAUACACGCUUUGGCGGCAUCCGGAUCUCUUGCAAACCUUCAUAACAUGGCCCGCAGUUCUGCAGAAAUUAGCAGGAGGAGCGGACCUCAUGUUGCCAGGAGUGGUGGUUCCAACCGCGGGACUACCACAGGUCAAAAAAGGGGAGCGCUGCUCUGUUUCCAUGGUGAAAAACAGGGCACCCGUCGCCGUGGGAACCGCCACCAUGUCCACCUCGGAUAUGUGUGAACUUGGCAUGAAAGGGAGGGGCGUGUCCAUUCUGCACACCUAUAUGGACAACCUGUGGGGGUUUGGGGACAAGACAGGGCCCCCCUCCAUCCUGCCUGUGGAGAGCGAGGGGAACGCUGAAGGGGAGAUGGAGGGUGAAGAGCAGGACGUCGGGGAGUGUGAAGGGGAACCUGAGGGAGACCCUGAAGGAGACCUGUCCCCGGACCCCCUCUGCCCGAAUCUGCAGGAGCUCAGCCUAGCUCCGAAGGAGGGGGUAGAAGAGCAGGGGGAGGAGGAAGAAAGGGAGGAGAAGGAGGAUCAGGAGUGUGGAGACGAAGAUGUGGAAGAGGAGGACAGCAGAUCUCCGCAAGAGCAGAUGGAUGCCCUGCUCCUCCAGUGCUUCCUGCACGCCCUGAAGAGUAAGGUGAAGAAAUCAGAGCUCCCCCUGCUGACUAGCACCUUCCUGCGCAACCACAUGAUCACCUGCUGUCCUAGCGGGAAACAGUUGGACCUCAAGAAAUCCAGUUACAAAAAGCUCUCAAAGUUUCUGCAGUGUAUGCAGCAGCAACACCACUUGCUAAAGGUGAAGGAGCUCAGCAAAGGGGUGGAGAGUAUUGUGGAGGUGGCCUGGAAACACCCAGAGCUGCGCUCUUUUUCUCCACCAGAGGAUAGUCCAAAGGAGGAAGGUCCUACAGAGAGCAAUGGGGAGUCUGACCAUCCAUACCACCCUCCAGAAAUCAUCGCCCUCUACUCCGUCUCUGCCCGGCUCCAGCCUCUCUUUGAGGAUUCCCAGAAGAGGAAGGGGGCAGUGCUCUCUGCAGGCGAGGUGAGGACCAUCAUCACAGAGUAUGUGAAGAAGAAUGAGCUGGUCGAUGAGAUAAACAAGAACUAUGUCACCAUCAAUCCCAUACUCUGUGACUGCCUGCUGGAGAAGUCGGAGUACCAGGAGGUGGACAAACUCAAGUGGGACGAUCUCUUUUCCAGGACUCUGGACAGAAUGCAACACUGCCACCAGCUGGUGUUUCCAGGGCGGCAGCCAAUCAUUAGAAAGGGUCACCUCGAACCCAUUGACCUCUCUGUGGCCUCCAGGGGCUCAAACAAGAAGGUGACUCUCAUUAAGAACCUGGAGCUGUACGGUCUGGACCCUGCAGCCAUCGCCGGGGUUCUGCAGCACCGGGUCCAGGCCAGUACUGUCCUCCAUCCCAUACCCGGCUCCAAAGACCGCGUUAUGAUCCAGAUCCAAGGGAACCAGGUCCAGCAAGCUGGGAAACUGCUGCUCGAUCAGUACCAAGUUCCACGCAAGUACAUCCAAGGACUGGAGAAAGUACAGAAACCAGGCAAGAAGAAAUAGAACAAAACAUCAGAUUCUGUCACCAGCUAUUGUAUAGACUUGUAAACAAGAAAAAAGCCUGCUAAUCCCUACUUCAACAAAUAAAGUCUAUUUCUCUUUUGCAAA